CAAUAGGACACCCCUCAUCUCUCUCCUCUCACAUCUCCUUCCGACUUUACCUCCAUCCUCUACCUCCUUAUCAGUGGCCGGAUUCACCCAAUAGCCACAAUGGCAAUUGCAUUGGCGGAGGCUGAUAAGUAUGAGGUGUUAGAGAAGAUUGGUUGCGGUUCCUUCGGGAUCAUUCGCAAAGUUCGGCGGAAGACAGAUGGCUUUAUCCUAUGCCGAAAGGAAAUUAAUUACAUCAAGAUGUCCCAGAAAGAGCGAGAGCAGCUCACGGCCGAGUUCAACAUCCUAAGCUCUCUUAGACACCCAAACAUUGUCGCCUACUACCAUCGCGAACACCUCAAGGCGUCCCAGGACUUGUAUCUCUACAUGGAGUACUGCGGUGGUGGCGAUCUGAGUAUGGUCAUCAAGAACCUCAAGAAGACGAACAAGUACGCAGAAGAGGAAUUUGUGUGGCGCAUCCUGUCGCAGUUAGUGACUGCUCUGUACCGUUGUCACUAUGGCUCGGAUCCCGUCGACGUCGGGUCAAACAUACUUGGUCCUGCGCCCAAGCCGUCGGGUCUUAAAGGAAAGCAGGCCCAGAUGACUAUCCUUCACCGUGACCUUAAGCCAGAGAACAUCUUCCUCGGAAGCGACAACACGGUCAAACUGGGUGACUUUGGCCUGUCCAAGCUGAUGAACUCGCAUGAUUUCGCCUCUACUUAUGUCGGAACUCCGUUCUACAUGUCCCCCGAAAUAUGCGCGGCCGAGAAGUAUACCUUGCGCUCCGAUAUCUGGGCGGUCGGCUGCAUCAUGUACGAGCUCUGUCAGCGAGAGCCGCCUUUCAAUGCCAGAACCCAUAUCCAACUUGUGCAGAGGAUUCGGGAAGGAAAAUUUGCUCCUCUACCCGACUUCUACUCGCCUGAGCUGAAGAACGUCAUCGCAAACUGUCUGCGAGUUAACCCGGACCACCGUCCCGAUACUGCUGCCCUCAUCAAUCUGCCGAUCAUCCGCUUGAUGCGCAAGGAGAAGGAAGUUACCGAUCUGUCCAGGACACUCCGCAAGCGUGAAGAGAGCGCCUUGCAAAAGGUUCGGGACGUUGAGCAGGCCUACGCGAAACUCGAGAAAGAAAAACAACAAAUGAAAGUUGAGCUUGAAAAUACAGUGCGCCGCGAGUGGGAAGUGAAAGCCAGGUUAGAAAUUGAUCGUCAGGUGCAGAACGAGAUAGAAAAGCUUCGCAAGAGAUUUGAGUGCGAAGUUCAGGAGCGAGUUGCAAUCGAGGUUGAGAAGCAAAAGCGAAAUAUCGUUGUUCGCGAGGAUUCUAGCGACGACUCCCGGCUUUCUAUGAGCAACAACGACACGGAACAGCCUUCUAGUACUGAUAUCAGCAAUUUAUCUCUGGAAUCACCUGCCGCGAGCAAAGUACAACGAAAGGAAACUCGCACCCCCUUCAACCGCUCAAAAACCGUGGUUGAAUCGCCUAUGGAUGUUCAGAUGGCAGAGCCUUCUCCGAUCUCAAUUGCAUCACUCUCUUUGUCCCCGCGUCGGACCUCUGGGACUCAUUCCGGCAAGAACAUCUUCGCCGAGGCGGAGAAAAACCGUACGAAGUGGGAGCCCACCCUGGCUUACUCUGAUGAUGAAGAUGACAUCCCCGAUCUACCUUCUCCAACACGCCCCAAGGUCAAGCCUGAUCCCUUCAAGGCUCCGCCCAGGCCCCUCCUCCGUCAGAACACCGCUGCUUUCAUGCAGAAGCUGAGCACUCAGCCUCCCAUCUUUCCCACCAACGGGUCAAGACUGCCGCAGAUGUCAUCUGGUGGAUCUGGCGACAGCCAACAGAGGGAAGCCAAAUCACGAUCGCCUCACCGACGUUUGUCCAAAAUCCCGUCAUCAGCAAACCUGGCUGCCGAUGCUGGCUCACCCACGCGCAAGACAGGCAUCAAGCAACUAGCCUCAAAGGCAAACGGAGGCGGGGAGGAGAUGUACAAGGCCGUUAUGCAACGCAACAUGGGCGGUCGAACCUUGGUUGAAUUGGCACAGGCGCGUGCCGGUGGCCGUCCCAUUGACGAAAUCAAGCGGUGUGCGAGUGAUCCCCGCACUGGGCUGAAGCCGACAGAGCGCGAUUCUCCAGCUGUUUGGGACCCCGAGAGGGACGAGAUGCCUAGUCCCUUCUUGGCCCGAGGCAGAAAAGUUAUCCGCAAUCUGAGGUGAUUCCAAUCGGCCUAUUUACCUGGGCGAUGUUCAGAUAUUGCCACCAUUUCUCAUACACAUAGUAACUGCAGGCUUCUUGCUGGUUGACCCACGGGAAUAGCUGCAGUAGGCUUUUGGGUAUCUCCCUGAGGACGUCUCCUCACCUCACCAUAUCUACUAUUAAUAGUCGAAACAUAUUCCGGAGUUACGGCUGGUGGAUUAUCUCAAAGACCAACGUUGGCCAUGCCAGUCAUGGGACGUGGGAUGCAUUUUGUUGCGCCGCAUCGUCGUUAAUCCUAUCUCACCAAGAUCUU
Molecule: messenger RNA, 2474 nt
Organism: Aspergillus welwitschiae
Lineage: Eukaryota; Fungi; Ascomycota; Eurotiomycetes; Eurotiales; Aspergillaceae
Gene: nimA
Product: serine/threonine protein kinase nimA
Exons: 3
Coding region: 100-2181 (693 amino acids)
Biological process (GO): chromosome segregation; protein phosphorylation
Cellular component (GO): nucleus; cytoplasm; centrosome
Molecular function (GO): ATP binding; protein kinase activity
Source: RefSeq, a predicted model, not a curated record